AUGGCAUAGUACGCAAAAGGAGUCGAUAUAUCCUUUGAAGAGAGCAGCAGUAUUGAGGCUGACACAUAAAUUGCAAUAAAAAAUGAUAAAAGAGCUCUUGAUAAGCCGAUAUAUCCAGAUAGCAUAGUACUCAAAAUUGAUGUCUCUUUGGUCUGCUCAAAUGAUGAUUAUUUCAAAAGCUUCUUUAGGAAAAUCAAGAACGCAGUUAACAUUAUCGCGAGAAGUAUAAGUCCAAGAACAAUAACAGUAUCAUAACUCAUUAGAGAUUUUGUUAGCACAAAAUUUUUAGAAUUAAUGUAAUCAUUAUAAUCUGGCGAUGGAUAUGAAGUCAACAGCAUCCAUAUAACAAUUACCGAGUGUUCUAUUAUAAAUAAUAAACUAGAUGAAAAUCUGCCAAAGACAUUGUUAAAGUAAAUGGCCAACACGAAAAAUGAAAGUCUUUUGAUCAAUUUAUCUUAGCAUGAUUCUUUUCUUGAUGAAAUAAAUGUCUACUUUGUCAUCUUUUGA
Molecule: messenger RNA, 507 nt
Organism: Stylonychia lemnae
Lineage: Eukaryota; Ciliophora; Spirotrichea; Sporadotrichida; Oxytrichidae
Source: the annotation of a GenBank genome assembly